AUACGCUAACCUCGAACAUCCACUCAACUAUUAAUUUUCAAUCAAUUUUGCAAUUUAGUUCGAUAAAAAAACAAUACAAAAAAGAAGUAAACUAACCUCCGUAAAAAUAAAAUUAAUUUAAAGGAAAAACCUCACAAUAUGUCCGAAAACAAUGAUAAUUCAAACGAAUCGAACAGCAUGGGGAGUGAUUCCAUACUACAGAGUUCUCGUCUAACUGGUGGCGGUAGUGUUGGUGGUAAUCCAGUAUUAAGAGCCGGUGUAUUGCGUCCAUCGGUGUUAGGGCCGUCUAGACUGGGGUCGGCCUUAACAAAUAACAGCACAACAAAUAAUGUGACGUCAUCUAGUGAUGCAAGUGACGGUGUCAGUGCUGGUGCGGCAACAGCAUCAACAGUUGCUGUUGGGGAUAGUGUUGAAAAGAAAUCUAAUGAAAAAACUGGCAACCCGUUCUUAAAAGAUCAUAAAGACGCCGAAGACGAUGAACAAGAAAAUUCUGACUCAGCUGCCAAGGGAAACGAUAAUGGUGAGAACAACGAUGAAUCUGAUGAACGUCCGGAUCCCUUGUCAUUGUUACGUAAAAAUGGUAUGGAACGUUCUAAUCUUUUUGCCGCAGCCAAAAGUUCUAUACCUUUGGUUGAGAAAUCAGGUUUUGUUUUCGGACAAAAUGUCCAUGAACGAGUUGUGGGUGAAAAUUUAAAAUCCGAUGCAACCACCGCCGAUAAUACUGAAUCUUCAACUUCGACAUCAGGGGAAGGCCUGUUGUUUUCUAAUGUUGUACAAAAUGCUGCGGCCGCAGCAAAAUCAUCAGAAGGUUGUGACUCCGCAUCGGGCAAAGAUGCCAAUAUCGAGGUUAAAAGCCUUACCGAGGUGGCACGAGAAUAUGAAGAAAGUCGCGCUCAAAAACGUAAAUACGAAGAAGUUGAAACAUUUACUGGCGAAGAAAAUGAAGUCAAUAUUGUCGAUUUGAAUUGUAAGUUAUUUGCUUUCGUUAACAGCAACUGGGAGGAACGUGGUCGUGGCAGUCUCCGUCUCAAUGAUUCUAAAAUUGAGCACGAAUGUUCUCGUUUGGUGUUUAGAACAGCGGGAAAUUUGCGUUUGUUGCUUAAUACCAAGGUUUGGGCUGGCAUGGUUGUUGAACGUCCUAGCCAAAAAUCGUUGCGUUUAACUGCCAUGGACAAUACGGGUAAAAUUAAAAUAUUCUUGGUCAUGGCUCGUCCCGUCGAAAUCAAUCAAUUGCACAACGCUCUAGUGGAACGUAUUGAUAAACGUAAAAUCUCUCAUCCCGAUGAAUUGUUAUGUGCUGCCAGUAACAAUAGCGGGGAACAUAAUACCGAAGACAUAAAAAAUGGCUCGGCUAAACACUUGGCCGAAGAAGCUGCCGCUGUAGCUGAACCCGACCAUGAUGAUUCCACUGAACCCAGUCCCAAGAAAACCAUACUCUCCGUUGACGAAACAUCAUUAAAUGUACAACAACAGGAAGCAUCAGAAAAUUAAUAAACGAAACAACAAACAAUUAAAUUACAAUCAUUUUAUAUUUACAAGUAUUUACAUCAUAAUUUUCCAUUAAGUGUAAUUAUAAUUUUCUUCAUACGUUCUCUGUUUCUCUAAUUCAUUAUUUUCUUAUUAUUAUUUUCAUUUUAUGAAAUACUGUAAUGAUUUAGAAAACUAAAACCUAAAGAAAAUUGUUUUACCCACUAAUUGAAAAUGAUAAUCAAAAAUGAUAUAUUUUUUCGUUUAAAAAAUAGAAGUAUAAAAAAUAAAGAAUAGCAAAUGGUUUGUUGCUAUUUUCCACUUCUUAAUAUUUGGAAAUUAAUUGCAAACUGAAUUUCAUAAUUUUCCAAACAAAAAACAACAUUUUGAUGUUUUAUUCAAAAUUAUAAUUAUGAAUUAUUAUUAACACAUUUUUAAUGGAAUUAUGGAAAUUAUAGUUCUCUUUUUUAUAGCACACUACAUACAUAGGUCAGUCAUAUACAAAUGAAAAACGAAUUGUAUCAUCUUUAAAAUUAAUAAAUAUAAAAAUAAAUAAAGUUUAAAAUGUAAAACAAAAUAUUAUUUUUUAAAUAAAAAUAUAACGAAUUUUUGCGCAUUGUGUUCCUUAUGAUACUUAAAA
Calliphora vicina (urban bluebottle blowfly) is the source of this 2107-nucleotide messenger RNA. It is a transcript of the gene RanBP3, whose product is annotated as ran-binding protein 3. NCBI's taxonomy places the organism in Eukaryota, Metazoa, Arthropoda, Insecta, Diptera, Calliphoridae. Gene Ontology annotation, cellular component: cytoplasm; nuclear pore. The coding region runs from base 139 to 1491 and encodes 450 amino acids. Gene Ontology annotation, biological process: protein export from nucleus. The transcript has 5 exons. The record is from RefSeq and is a predicted model, not a curated record. Gene Ontology annotation, molecular function: GTPase activator activity.